Cuscuta campestris is the source of this 6325-nucleotide messenger RNA. The record is from the annotation of a GenBank genome assembly. NCBI's taxonomy places the organism in Eukaryota, Viridiplantae, Streptophyta, Magnoliopsida, Solanales, Convolvulaceae.
CUAAAAUCACCCAAAACAAAAACCCUUCAACCCAAACUAGCAUCGGAAUAGAACCAGUUGUUGAACCGAAGCCUAAACAAACCGCCCUCUCCCCCCGUCGGGCGAUUAGCAAAGCUCUUCUCCGCUUCUUCCUCGGUCGAAUUCCCCGGCGCAGCUGGCCAGCUCCCUGACAGUCGCGAUCGACCUUCGGAAUAUUCCGAGGCUAUUAAAGGGUUGAAGGCGAAACAUACAGAACUACCCGAGAGGAACAAUGGGGAGAUCGAAGGGAGACGGAGCCAGAAGCAAGUCUCGUCCCUCUAGCAGCAGUUUGGCUGCGUCUCUAUUGCCACAAGGGGCACCUGCAGUUGGAUUCGGCGGCUUUGUUGGUAGCUCCCGUGUCGAGCCUUCGUUGCCAACAGAAGAAGCUCCUUUCACGGAGAUUGAUAGUGAAUUGGCACAACACCUGAAAAGGCUUGCAAGAAAGGAUCCUACCACCAAACUUAAAGCCUUGGCAUCACUGUCUCAGCUAUUCAAACAGAAAACUUUAAAGGCGAUAGUACCUAUCAUUCCACAAUGGGCAUUUGAAUUCAAGAAGUUGCUGCGGGAUUACAAUCGAGAGGUUCGGCGGGCAACUCAUGCAACCAUGACUAAUCUUUUCAACGUUGUUGGAAGAGAAUUGGCUCCGCAUUUGAAGUCUAUGAUGGGACCGUGGUGGCUUUCUCAAUUUGAUUCAGCUGCUGAAGUUUCUCAAGCUGCAAAAUCCUCGUUUCAGGCAGCUUUCCCAACAGAAGACAAGAGACUAGAUGCUUUGAUUUUAUGCUUAUCUGAGAUAUUUAUGUACAUAGAAGAGAAUUUGGAGCUUAAUCCUCAGAGUAUAUCUGGAAAAAUGACAGCACUAGAUGAACUGGGAGAGAUGCACCAGCAGGUCAUAAUUUCAUCACUGUUUGCUUUGGCUACCCUUCUUGAUGUUUUGGUUGACAUGCAAUAUGAAAGGCCUGCUUCAGAAGCUGCAUUAAGACGAGUAUCAAAAGCCAGGGAUAUGUCUAUAUCGCUUGCUGUGAAGUUGUUCUCCACUCAAAAGUCCUUUCUAGAGUUCUUGAAGUCUCGAAGCCCUGCAAUUAGAUCGGCUGUGUAUUCAGUGAUAAGAAGUUUCAUAACAAAUGUUCCUAGUGUUAUUGAGGAAGCAAACGUUAAAAACCUUGCACCUGUAAUACUUGGUGCUUUCAAGGAAAAUGAGCCUUCAUGCCAUUCAUUAAUGUGGGAGAUGAUUUUAAUGUUUUCUAAAAGAUUUCCAGAGAGCUGGAUGAACCUGAAUGUCCAAAAAACUGUUUUAAAUCAUUUUUGGCAGUUUCUGAAGAGCGGUUGUUUUGGAUCCCAACAAGCAUCCUACCCUGCUCUUAUUCUAUUUUUAGAUGUUGUACCUCCUAAAGCUGUUGUAGGGCAGAAAUUUCUACUUGAGUUUUUUCAAAAUCUUUGGGCAGGAAGAUGUUUUUGUAAUUCAACUGUAGACCGUCAAGCAUUGUUUCGUGCCAUAAGAGAGUGUUUUCUUUGGGUCUUCAGAAAUUCUUCAAGAUAUUUUGAUGGAGCAGAAGCCAUAAAUAGUUUCCAUUGUAGUCUUACUGAUCAGAUCCUUAUUAAGCUCUUGUGGCAUGAUUACCUGCACUCCGAGAACUCGAAGGAUAACAACGAUUCUUCCUCAGAUGCAUCUUUUAGACCAGGACAACUAGGGCUUAAUGGGAACAGUUCAGCAGGCUAUUUUCAGGAUCUUGGGAAUUGCAUCAUUGAAAUUCUGUCAGGGAUCAAUUCUCUAGAGCAUAAUAUGCUCAUGCUUUUCUGCGCUGCAUUUCAAGAGACCUGCCUGGGAAUAUUUCAGUUGCCAGAGAGCUCUAUUAAGUGUGUAGAACAGGUAAAACGAGUGACGGAGUUCUUGUUAUUAUUGGACCAGCAGGUUGUGCAGAAAAGUGAAACUUGGCCUUUCUCUGAUCUGGUUGGACCAACUUUGGUCAAGUGUUUCCCUUUGAUAAAGGAAAAGGAACAUGAUUCCCAGUAUUCAGUGAGAUUCAUGGUGGCAAUUGUUCAUAUAUUUGGUCCACACAAGAUAGUUGAAGAACUUUCAGGUUCAAAGCUGGGAGAGGAAGAUUUUUUGCAUGCUUUCAGUGAAACUUUUAUUCCUUGGUGCUUACAAGAUCACAGUAGUACCAUGACUCGACUGGAUCUCUUACUUGCUUUACUUGAUGACCGAUGCUUUUCAGAACAAUGGGAUAUCAUUAUUUUUCAUGCAACAAAUCUAGAAUACCUUAAAAACACGGUUAAGAAUUCAGACUCUGACAGCAUAUCUGUGUUGGCUAUGCUUUUAGAGAAAGCAACAGAAAGAAUUCAAAGUAUUGGUCAUCUACAAGGCUCUUGCGCAGCAAGUUGGCAACAUAAACUUUUGGACUCCACUGCAAUUGCAGUUGUCCGUGAGUUUCCUUCUUUUGGAGCAGGCAGUGCUCGUUUUGUGCGUGCUGCACUUGGCGGGAUGGUGGGAGAUGGUGGAGCUUCAUUCCUGUCCAUGGAUGUGACAGUUAUAGUAUUUAAGGAAGUGCUUAGAAAGUUGACAAUUUUCAUGAAUGGCUCUUCCUUUGCAUGGGUUAGAGACACAUACUCGUUGAUAACAAUAGAAAGGGCUGAGUCUGACAUGGGAUGUAAAUCUUCUAUUGAUGUACAUGAUAUGGCUCAUUUUGCAUGUCAAGUACUUGAUGGUGUUUUCUUGAGGCUAAAGCAUCUCACUGAUGAGGUUUGGCUAAUUUCAGGAAUAUUAUCUGCGGUGUUCGUGAUUGAUUGGGAAUGUAGCAUGGCAACUGUGUUCCUCGAUGAGUUUGCAGAAGAUAUUAAACAAAAUAUUGAAAAAAGGUUGUUAUCUUGUAAAUCUGUGAAUGCGUUGCGCAACAAGAUUGACCGCAAGUUCUUGAAGAGCCUUGGUGCUAGUACUCAGAAGAACCUUGAAAGCAUUUUGGUUAACUCAGUAAGAAGUGCUGUCACUAAGGAAGAUAACUCAGACCAUGGAAAAAUCACAUCUAUGUGCUGUAACUGGAUUGAUGAACUUCUGUGUCUUUGUCAAGAGGAAUCCGAGGAACAAAUGUUGUUUGAUAAUCUUCUCUCUCAGAGUGAUUCAUGGCCUCAAUGGGUUCUGCCAAAUUUCAACAUCAGAGAAAGAACAACCUGUUUGGAUAAGGCAGAGUUCUCUGAAGCCCUCAAAUUUGUUUCGUUUAUUGGCAAGCUUAUAUCCAAAUUAGGAUUUCAGAGAUUUUUUGGAGGUGCUGCCCCUUCACGGUCAACUGAGAUUGCUGACAUUGAGCUGACCACCUCUCUCUCUCAUUAUUCACGUGCCUGGCUGGUAGCAGAGAUAUUAUGUACAUGGAGUUGGCCUGGUGGCAGUGCUUUGAGUUCUUUCUUACCUUCCUUGAUUGUUUAUGUGAAGAGUGAGAGUUAUUGUCAUGAAGCUGGCUUGUUGGAUUCCCUUGUCACCAUCCUAGUUGAUGGUGCUCUUGUUCACGGAGGAAGUUGUGGGCUAAAUUUGUCUACCAUAGGGCCUGUUACACUUGAUGAGGUGGACAUGAUUAGAGAGCCAUUUUUGAGAGCUCUUGUCUCCUUACUACUUACUCUUUUUUAUGAGAACAUAUGGGACAAGGAAAAAGCUCUAUUCUAUUUUAAAUUGAUUCUAACCAAACUCAAUUUUGGUGAAACAAUAAAUGCAAAUUGCUUGAGGAUAGUUCCACCCAUUGUUGAUGUCCUUAUUAGGCCCUUGAGUAUUGUCUUUGACACAGUUGAUGAGAGAAUGCUGUCUGAUUCAUCCCAGAGUAGUGAAAUGCAAGAGGUGAUGAUGGUGUGGCUCAAGCAGACUCUGUCAUUCCCACCUUUGAAUGUGUGGCUAACAGGAGAAGGCAUGGAAGAUUGGUUUCACUUGGUCAUGGCCUGUUACCCUAUAAGAGGCGUGGAAGGUGAGAAAAGUUUUUGCACAGAAAGAUAUGUCAGCUCUGAGGAAAAGAUGCUUUUGAUUGAAUUAUUUCGGAAGCAAAGACUGAAGAAAGACGCUGCACCAUCUUCUGUGAACAAGCUACCAGUUGUAGAUAUUUUGUUAUCGAAGAUUAUUCUGGUUUCCAUUGCUUAUUGUUGGAAAGACUUUGCUGAAGAGGAUUGGGAAUUUGUUAUUUAUCAUUUGAGGCGUUGGAUUGAACUGGCAGUUGUUACAAUGGAGGAAGUUGCUGAGAAUGUAAAUGAUGCUAUAACUCACAGUUCCACACCCAUUGACUUACAAAUAACUUUGAGGAUGCUUGAAGAUACUGUUUCAGUUAAAGAUCCUUUUACUUUCAAACUUGCUAGAAAUGCUCUUGUUGGAUUUUCCCUAUUUUCUGAAAUUAUCGAGCUCCAAAAGAAGGAUGGAACAGAAAAUUCUAGUCCCUUGAUGGAUAAAUGGGAGAUAGUUUUAGACAGGAUUCUAGAAGGUAUUCUUCGUUUGUUUUUUUCCACAGCUGCUGCUGAGGCAAUAUCAAGCUCCUAUUGUUCUGAAGCUUCCUCCAUUAUAGCAUCCUCUCGGUUUCAUCAAUCUAAAUUUUGGGGCUUGGUUGCUUCAAAUGUUGUUAAAUCAUCUUCACGAGCAAGAGAGAAGGCUGUUAAAUCAGUUGAAAUCUGGGGACUAAGUAAAGGGCCAAUUAGCUCUCUUUUUGCGCUGCUUUUCUCUCACAAGCCACUUCCUUCCCUACAGUUUGCUGCUUAUGUUGUUCUUUCUGCAGAACCCGUAUCAUACUUGGCUUUUGUGACUGAGAAUAACGGAAGUUUUAUGAAUGGAGACAUCUCCAAUAACCAGGAUUAUCGUAGUCUUGAACCAAUUGAUGAAGAAAGUAGUGUUCAUCUUAGGGAAGAAAUUUCCUCCAUGCUAGAAAAAUAUCCAAGCCAAGUUCUUGAAAUGGAUUUGCUCUCAGCUGAACAUAUCAACAUCCUUCUUGCCUGGUCUUUGUUGCUCUCACAUUUAGUUUCUUUACCGUCAUCAUCACCUUCCAGGGAGAAAAUCGUCCAAUACAUCCAAGAUUCUUCUUCUUCAAGUAUAUUGGAUUGUCUUUUUAUGCACAUUCCUUUGGAAUUUUGUGCACCUUCAGUUGUGAAAAAGAAGGAUUUAGAACUUCCUGCUUCAAUAUCAGAAGCAGCAAGAGCUGCAACACGUGUCAUCACUUGUGGUUCAGCUGUUUUUGCUCUGGAAUCACUUUGGCCUGUUCAACCAGAAAAGGUCGCAUGUCUUGCCGGUGCUACUUUUGGUCUCAUGCUUCAAACUCUUCCGGCGUAUGUUCGGGCGUGGUUCAGUGAUAUACGUAAUCGUUCCACAUCUUCUGCUGUUGAAUUCUUUACCAAAUCCUAUUGUAGCCCACCUCUCAUUGCAAUGGAACUCUCUCAGAUCAAGAAAGAAAAGUAUGUUGAUAAUUUCUCGGUCAGUGUUAGCAAAUCUGCCAACGAAAUUGUGGCAACCUAUACAAAGGAUGAAACAGGAAUGGAUCUUGUAAUUCGCCUUCCCGCAUCUUAUCCUUUGCGGUGUGUUGAUGUAGACUGCACCAGGAGUCUUGGUAUUAGUGAAGUGAAGAAGAGAAAGUGGUUGAUGUCGAUGAUGUCAUUUGUACGAAAUCAGAAUGGAGCCUUGGCAGAAGCAAUACGAAUAUGGAAAAGCAAUUUCGACAAGGAAUUUGAAGGGGUUGAAGAAUGUCCGAUAUGCUACAGCGUAAUCCACACGUCUAACCACAGCCUCCCGCGUCUGGCGUGCAAGACGUGCAAGCAUAAGUUCCACUCUGCUUGUCUCUACAAGUGGUUUUCCACCUCUCACAAGUCUACAUGUCCCUUGUGCCAAUCGCCGUUCUGAUUUUCUUCCCUUUCAAAGAGGGGCAGGCAGACAGGGCUGCCCUGCCUUCACUGCCCUUUUAGUCAUAGGUUGUUGGCUAACUGGUUUCGUUGGCUAUGGAUGUUAAUAUUGUAUGUUGCUGGUCAACUUUGGCACUUGACACAACAAGUGAACUAACGCCAGGAACGUCAUAUGUCAUUAUAACUACUUGUGGUGCAUAUAAGGAAGAAGCCCGAGUCCGAAGUAUAAUCAAUGAUAUGUUUUGACAAACAGAUCAGAAUCAAUCUUUCUGAUCUCAUGCCCUUUGUCGAUUUAAACUGAUCCAUGGCAGACUCGGCUUCUCAGUUUCGGUAAUUAACUCCAUGUAUUUUGGCAAUAACAACAGCAGUAUGGUAAUUUUUGGUUUCUGCUUUGUGUAGUCGUACUCUCACACAGCUUGUCUCACCCCACAAUUAAAUUUAUUUGCAGAUAUCUAGUUGAACU